Molecule: messenger RNA, 3356 nt
Organism: Dermacentor andersoni
Lineage: Eukaryota; Metazoa; Arthropoda; Arachnida; Ixodida; Ixodidae
Source: RefSeq, a predicted model, not a curated record
ACAACGACGCCGCACCAAAGAGUUGUGCGUGUCCGAGACCGAACGCCCGUUUACUUUGACGCAUCGGCGACGCGCUUUAAACACGAGCCAACACCGUCGCGGCUACAAAGACUCUCCGGAGACCGUUCCGCGUAUUGUGCGCGUGCUAACAGAGACGCCGUGCCACCCGAGCUCUCGAGGAAGAGCGCUACGACUGUCCUUCCUCGUUCCCCGAGGCCCCUGUGCAAUCCUUCCGAAGCAGCCGAGCCACUGCACACAACUGCUGACAUGAAGCCCACGACGUGGACCCGGUUCCUAAUUUGGACAGCGCUCUGCGCGUGCUCCUUUCUGAGGACAGCCCUGUGCCAGCAGCAGGAGUGCGACCCUGUGCCGGUGCUGCGUUGCUACGGCGGCCUGCUAAGCACCAUCGAGACAGACAUGGACAGGCUGGCUGCCAAGUACGGGCCCGAGCUCGACUCCGCGCUUAGGACGUUCGUCGGGAAAUACCCGGCUUCGUCUUCGCCGUGCAAGAUACGGCCCGGAGAGCAGGGUCGGUGUACGGCCGCCGAGCGCGAGCAGCUGGAACGCAUCGAGGGCGUCUACGAGGUCUUCCAGAGGACAGUCAGCGACAGCGACGCGCUCAAAGACAUGGUGGAGGCGUACAAGUGCUGGGACCGGCGCAAGUACCGCGACUGCUUCGCCAACCUGCUCCAGGACACGCUCAUCCGCGAGUACCGGGACUCGUCGUCGUACCAGUACACGCCGGAGAAGACCAGGAUCUGCAGGCAAUGGUCUGGCCUAGCCGACAGGUGCUUCGACGACACGACCGAUAACCUGUGCUCCGAGAGUGCGAAGGCGGGACGACAGCACUUCCGCGGCGUGAUGGCAGCCUAUGUGGGCAGCUUUGGAUGCCGGGAUAGCGCCGCCACGGCAGGCCGGCCGCUCCUGCUGACCAGCACCGCCAUCGGCUUUGCCAUCUGGCUGACGAUGCGCCUCGGUGCCUUCUACUAAUCGGCUGCUGUAGUGUCGUGCGACGACAAACCUGCAAGCGGCGUCCGGCCAACGUUACCUAAUCAUCGUCGUCAUGAUUAGAUUAUCGAGGUCUCCUGCAGGAAGGAAGGCCUCCUCCAGAAAUCUUCCAGUCCCGACCAAUACCUCUACCAUUCUUAUGGGUUGACAUAUGUCUAAUCCUAGCUACAUUUAAAAAUAAGGAUAUGGUUACUUAGAGAUUUCAUACACCAGCACGCAUAAAGCGCUUCCUAUACAAGAAAGAAAACAUGUUUUUCUCGGACGCAUGUCCCCAUAUGGGAGCGCGCUGGGGCAGUUGUAUCCCGCGGAUGAUGCCAUCACUAAUUUACUCUUUCACCUUUUUGACGUAUUUACAGAGCUUAUACGAAUAAUUCUGCGAAUGGUAUGCACGGUGUAUGUAAUGGCAUGCAUGUUCUCUGUUUGUGGCAACACAGAAAAAAAAAAGUUUGCCGGCUCUGAAGCUUAGUUUGUUUCGGAUUCCAAGCAUAAACAUCACAUAUAUUUAGGAGCAUUUCCUUUAACGCACUGCUUCGCUGCUUUCAUGUUAAGAACGCUAUGUAACGCUGAUGCGUUCAUGUCGUUCGUCACCUGAAAGUACCAGGCACGCAGCCUUAUAGAAGGUGACGCAGUAUAGACGACAAUUAUUGUUUGAGGACAAUGUAAAAGCCCUAAAGGGUGCAAAUUCGUUUUAUAGCGCACGGCAUGUUCGUCCUAGGCACAUCUUGUAUCCUGAACCGCAGCAAUGAUUCAUAACUGUCUCAACUCACUGGAGAAAGCGGAAAUUUGCACCGGUAAGUGAAAGCGGAACUUGAACAUGACAGAUGUUCUUGCCAACCAAGUGUCUCAUUAGAACCACCUUGACCACUGACGAAUAAUUCUUGACAGGCCCGUAACGGUAACAAAACGUCAAUUAACCACUGUCAUGGUCACAAAGCAGACAAACCUGGCCAAACUAGAGCUGAUCCGAACAAUUUGCAAAGAAACUAGUAGUUUUCAUAAAUGUUCCGUGUUUACAUUGGUUCUGCCGUCUUGAAGGUUCGCGCUUCGCGUCCGUGAGCUCGAAACUUGAUCAUCGUGUUAAGCUGACACUAAAGGCAAAUAUUAGGUCAAUUUGGACCGUUAAAAUGUCAUUCCAUAAACCUCGCAGCGUUUCGUGGCAAGAAAAGACUUAGUCUAAGAGAAAAUCCCGUCUGAAGUUUUCGCAUAUUUUAAGCUCAAUACAAAUCGCCCGCGCCCGAGCGGGUAGUCGUGACGUUGUAUAAGCCAUCGCCACCCUUUACUACCGUCGGCGCGUAAAACGGCGCCCGACAGCUGGCGCUGCCGCUUCUUGCGCAAAACGCAAAUGCGCUGCUAAAGAAACCAGCCUAGACAGCCGUCAGAGCGAAAAGGGAAGGGAAAGCGCGCGCCAAAUUAUAAACACGAUCUUCGACGCUCGCCGCGAUGACCUCGUCCCCUGCUACUAGCAGUUUGUGAGAGUUACAUGAUCCAGUAAAACCAGCGCAGCACUACGCGAAAACUGAACCUUUCGACCACCCGCGCUGUUACGGUGGCUAUUGCAGCCAUAUGGUUGUAAAUGGUAACGUCAAAUAGUUCUUUUUUCGAAGAAUUGAAUAGAAGUGAACAAGUAGCAUGUUCUUCCGUAAUAUAAUGCAAUGCAAGGAUCUUUUUUUAUUAUGCGUGGUUCAGCACCAGGGACAGAAAUAUUAUGAGAAGCCGCUACGUCACCGGGAUAGUACUUGAAUGUUCCGGGAGCUCCAGAUCGUGUCCUGCAUUUACCUCAAUUUCUCGGUUAUUGCUGUUCUGUUAUUCCUCGAUAACAUCGACGCCUUAGAUGGUCUCGAGCAUUGUGUCACUAUAGCUUGACUUAAUAUUUGCGUCUAGUGUCCUUUAGGUGCAUUUGCAAUCGCUCACUGGCGCCGGUGUACAUUUUCCAGAGUGAGCGAGUGGAUUGCAAGGCUCUGCAUUGUUUUUACCAAUAACAAAGUAACGGGCCAUUGUGAAAGCGUCUUCGCAGGCACGAAUUCGGAGAUUUAUGGCGAGUGUAGAAAGCUGGUUCUUGAAACCACUGUUCUUGUAGAUAAGCAACGCAUGCCUGGUAAUUCACCAACCUAUCAACCACGGCGAACACCUGAAGUUGUUUAAUUCAUGCAGUUGUACAAGGUCUUUUCUCAGGUCAUCAUCGCUUAGUCUUUUGUACUAUACAUAUUUUUUUUUCUUAUUUUACAAACUUGUCUUGGAAGGCUCAUGACCCGAAUGACACCGCAGACGUUUGCGAGCCUGGACAUUUGUUUGCAGUCCAAAACGUUCUGCUGUAACAAAAAGAGACAAUAAAAAGAUAUUCACUCCCA